Nyctereutes procyonoides (raccoon dog) is the source of this 6159-nucleotide messenger RNA. RefSeq names its product G protein-coupled receptor kinase 1 (gene GRK1). Lineage: Eukaryota; Metazoa; Chordata; Mammalia; Carnivora; Canidae. Gene Ontology annotation, molecular function: rhodopsin kinase activity; ATP binding. The record is from RefSeq and is a predicted model, not a curated record. Gene Ontology annotation, biological process: visual perception; signal transduction; protein phosphorylation. Gene Ontology annotation, cellular component: cytoplasm. The transcript has 7 exons. The coding region runs from base 37 to 1731 and encodes 564 amino acids.
CUCUCGUGCCUAACUCGGCAGGAGGCCAACACCGGGAUGGAUUUCGGUUCCCUGGAGACGGUGGUGGCCAACUCAGCCUUCAUUGCUGCCCGGGGCAGCUUCGAUGGGAGCAGUGGCCCAUCUUCUCGGGACAGGAAGUACCUGGCUAAGCUCAAGUUGCCUCCACUGUCCAAGUGUGAGGGCCUCCGGGAGAGCCUGGACCUGGCAUUCCCAAGUGUGUGCUCAGAGCAGCCCAUCGGCAAGCGGCUUUUCCAGCAGUUCCUGGGGGCUGAUGAGAGGCAUGUGCCAGCUCUGGAGCUCUGGAAGGACAUCGAGGACUAUGACACUGCAGAUGACGACCUCCGGCCACAGAAGGCCCGGGCCAUCCUGGCUGAGUACCUGGAUCCCCAGGCCAAGCUCUCCUGCAGCUUCCUGGAUGAGGGGGUAGUGGCCAAGUUCCGGGAAGGGCCCACGGCAAGUGAGGAUGGGCUGUUCCAGCCCCUGCUGCAGGCUACCCUGGAGCACCUGAGCCAGGCACCCUUCCAGGAGUACCUGGGCAGCCUGUACUUCCAGAGGUUCCUGCAGUGGAAGUGGCUGGAGGCCCAGCCUACAGGGGAGGACUGGUUCCUGGACUUCAGGGUCCUGGGGAAAGGUGGUUUCGGGGAGGUGUCUGCCUGCCAGAUGAAGGCAACUGGCAAGUUGUAUGCGUGUAAGAAGCUCAACAAGAAGAGACUCAAGAAAAGGAAGGGGUACCAGGGUGCUAUGGUGGAGAAGAAGAUUCUAGCAAAGGUACACAGCAGGUUUAUAGUCUCUCUGGCCUAUGCAUUUGAAACCAAGACUGACCUCUGUCUGGUGAUGACCAUCAUGAAUGGAGGCGACAUAAGGUACCACAUCUACAAUGUGAAUGAGGAGAGCCCUGGCUUCCAGGAGCCACGUGCUAUCUUCUACACAGCCCAGAUCAUCAGUGGCCUGGAGCACCUGCAUCAGAGGGGCAUUGUCUACCGAGACCUCAAGCCUGAGAACGUACUUCUGGAUGAUGACGGCAAUAUCCGAAUUUCUGACCUUGGGCUGGCUGUGGAGCUGAAGGACGGGCAGACCAAGACCAAGGGCUAUGCAGGGACCCCAGGCUUCAUGGCCCCUGAGCUCUUGCGUGGUGAGGAGUAUGACUUUUCCGUGGAUUACUUUGCUCUGGGGGUGACACUGUAUGAGAUGAUCGCAGCCAGAGGACCCUUCCGUGCCCGAGGAGAGAAGGUAGAGAACAAGGAGCUGAAGCAGCGGGUCCUCUCGGAGGCCAUCAAGUACCCAGACAAGUUCAGCCAGGUCAGCAAGGACUUCUGUGAGGCACUGUUGGAGAAGGACCCCGAGAAGCGCCUGGGGUUCAGAGAUGGGACAUGUGAUGGGCUCCGCGCCAGCCCCCUCUUCAAGGACAUCAACUGGAGGCAGCUCGAGGCUGGGAUGCUGACGCCCCCCUUUGUACCAGACUCACGGACCGUCUAUGCCAAGAACAUCCAGGACGUGGGCGCCUUCUCCACGGUCAAGGGUGUCAUCUUUGACAAGGCCGACACAGAGUUCUUCCAGGAGUUCGCGACGGGCAACUGCUCCAUCCCCUGGCAGGAGGAGAUGAUCGAGACAGGCGUGUUCGCGGAGCUGAAUGUGUGGCGCGCUGAUGGGCAGAUGCCUGAUGACAUGAAGGGGAUCGCCGUGGAGGAGGCAGCCCCAGCGUCCAAGUCAGGGAUGUGUCUGGUUUCCUAAACGUGCAGAAAGAGGUUGCUCUGCAGCCCACAGGGGCGAGGAUGCCUCUGUGAGCUGCUGGGCGCCCGCAGAGCUAUCAGGGGAGAGGCCAGAGUGCACAGAGUCCUGUGCCGCUGAGGAGCCCAGCCCAUAAAUAGUCCACUUCCUUUCCCCCAUUUCACUCAGAAAGAUGCCAUGGUGGUUCCCACGUGGAAUAUGCCAGAAUGCACGACUCGGGCUCUCAUGUUGGGCCGCUGGGGCGGAGGGCUGUUCACAUCGGUGGAUGCUCCGUUUGUUUCCCGGCACCGUCACUGUGAUGUCCCAGAGCCCUGCCGUCUGGGAGAUGCCUUCUCCCACUUGGCUCAGGGGUUGGCAGACCACAGCUGGUGGCUCCUGCGCACUAGCAGAGGGGCCUGGGCUGUGCCUGGCUUCUGCCCCCACCUCCCAUGCUGGCUGGCUGCUGCCAGGGCCUGCACUGGUCACCCACUGCCCACUGGUGGUGCUGGCACCUGUUGGGUGCUGAGUGGUGUGGGCUCCUGGCUUUCCCUGACCAGGCUGGGCCCAGGUGUCCCAGAGGAGGGGCUAAGGGUGGCUUCUCUCUGUCCUGAGAACAUCUCCAGCUGGAGGCACCUGGGCCCAAAGCUGCCCACCCCCUGGGCAGACAGGUGUGCAGGAAUCUUCUCUUUCCAACCCAAGCACUUGCUCACCGCCCCACUCUGCCUCCUGGCACAGCCCUUUGUCCAGCUACGGUGGGCUGGGGGCAGCCUCUCUGUGUCCCCAGAGGCAGCAGCACCUAUGGGGUGCCCUCCCUUGGCCUCUGGCCACAGGGCAUCAUCGGCACUGGCCCCUGUGUUUCCAGCUUCACCUUUAACCCCAUGGUCCCUGUGUGCUGUAUGUGUCCUGAUGGGGAGAACAUGGUUCCUGUGGUAGCGGCCUCCUGAACUGAGAUGUGGUGGCGUCAACCUGGGAAUCCCAUACUGCACACAGGGCUCGGGUGGGGUGGAACGGUGGUCCAAGGCCUGUGGAGUACUUUCAGAAGGGUCUCUGCCUCGACUAGGGAAGAAUUUCUGAGUCUCUACAACCUGCACGCCGUGUCACACACUGGACAGUCAGAGAGCCACGUGAUGUGGCUGUGAGACGGAAGACUGUGUGUAUGGGGACCAUUUGGGAAGAGUGCCCCCAGGAAGAUGCCACAGCGUCAAGGAGGCGAUGUUGGGACCUGCGAGGGAGUGAGUGUAGGGUCCUCCUACCUGGUUUCAGCACGUGCACUGGGGUUACCCCCUCCUGUCCCAGCUGCCUUGGAGAUCCAACCCCAAGUCCCAGGGUGUCCCCACCUUCAGGCCAUCAACCCCGAGUGUAUGGGGGGGGUCUCCACCCUCAGAUUGCAGCAUUCAGUAUUGGGGCACCCCCACCUCAGGCCUUCAACCCCGAGUGUUGGGGCGCCCCCACCCUCAGGCCGUCGACCCUGAGUGUUGGGGGGCCAUUGCCAGCAGAAGUCCGUGUGCAGUCCAGGUCCCUCCACCUUCAGGGAACAGUGGGUCCUGCAGCCCACGGGAGAGUCAUGCUCAGGUGCCGGGCCAUGUAGGGAGUUGUGUGUGGCACACACAGUUGUCCGGGGUGUAGACACCAGCCAGGUGGUGGAGAGAAUCAUAUGUGUUCUUUGGAAGACCUACAUCUGAAGCUUCUACCUUGGAAGUGCCCCUGGACCAGAAAGAUCCUUCUCUCCUGGCCAAGCAUGUAGCCUGCCACCGGCAAAGAGCGGGGCCUGGUAAGGUGUCCAGUGCUUUCUGGUGUGCAGUCCAGAGCUGCCACCUGGUAGGUCUCUGCAGGCAGGCCAGGGCCAGGGCCAGGGCCAACCACUAUGCCCAUCCUUAAACCUGGGUGUGACUUCCAGGAUGGAAGUAGGUGACGGCCACAUGUGUCCCAUCACUACAUUUUGGUGCAAGAAAGACCCAUUUCUGGCUUUUCUAAACCAUUUAAUGUGUUCUAGGUCCCCAUGGCCCAGGACUGGGAGUGAUUCCAGCAACCAUGUGGGUGGAAGCCUGGCUGCUGCCCAGUAGGCCUAUUACUGGAGACCCCUCUUGUGGCAGUGACAGCCACCAGUGGGGACCCAUCUGCUUGGAUGUCCAGAUAAAACACAGGGCAUGGGUUGCUCUGAAUUUCAGAUGAGCAGCAGAUAUUGUUCUUAGAGGGUGUCCCGAAUGUUGCACGGCCUGACCCUACACUAAUGUUACGGUGUCAUGGGCCGGAUCUGGCCUGCCUGGUGCCGAUCAUCCUCGUCAUGUGUAAGGAAGUGGUUACUGUGUUGAACCAGCAGGUCUGUUGGGCGUGUCUCUUGGCCUGUUCAGGAGGGGCCUUUCCCUGGCCUGUGGAGCUCAGGCUGCCCCAGGCCUACCCCCACUCCCUAUCUACAGGUAACCCUGCACACACUUGAAUGGUAGUCUCAAGGUGCUUGUGGUAAGAUGCCCAGCAUGUGGAAAUUGCAGCUCUUGCAAGACACUCCCACCCUCCCCCUGAGCUCCUGGGGGUCUGGGGAGGGGCAGGUCAGUGCUUGCGGGUUCCUUCCUGGUCUCAGGGGGUCUCUGCUGUGGGUGGUCUUCCAGGCACAGCUCCGUAACCUGGCACAGUCCAGGGGUCUGGCUGUCCCACACGUAUGAUGGUCCUCCCCUCUGCUGUGGCUGGAGUCUAGGGGACACGCUGCCCGUCCUGGACUGCAGGGCUGCCCCUGACACAGACUCCUCACUCAGCCUCAGGUGGCCAUCAGGGCUUCAGGGCUUUGGUCAGUCUGCUGGCUUGUUUCUGGCUGGGGGACUGCCCACACCAGGCCUAAGUGGGAAGCCCCUGCACAGGAGCUUUUGUCACUACCCCUACUGUCCUGCGUGCUGCAGCUGCCUAGGGGUCUUCAGAAACUGGCCUCCACACUCCACGGGGGCUGGCCUCAGGCACUCGGGCAUCUAUGGCCUGGAAUCAGAGCAAGGAUCACCUGCGUGGGCGGGGUGUCCAGACAUGCAUCGCGCUGGGGCGGCCCCCAGGGUAUUUCUCCUCAGGAGGAGGCCGGGCAGCGCAGGGCCCCGGAGAUACUGGGAUCUAAACAACUCAGUGGGACUUCUUGUUUGUGAAAAACAAAAAAUGCAGUUUCAAUUCUUUCUAUUCAAGCAGAAAAAGGCAGAAAUAAAAGGCAAAACAGAGGACGGAUUCUAGAUUAUGCUAUGAAUGCUAGUUAUAUUCUUUCUUUCCAAGUCACACACACACACACGUCUAUGCACCUGCAUAUGUGUGCUGACACAGCCCUCUGCAGACGCAUGCACACACACGAUCUGCCUCUGUUCUCAUUUCUGUACAACUAUCAGAUUAUAAUAAUUGCUUGCCACGCCUGUCUUUGCCAGACUUUGAAUUCCAAGCACCUGCAUUUGCACACCUCCGCCUGACCCUGUCUGGUGCGUUGUGUGGCUUUACUCGGCUGCUCCCAGGAGCUAGAGGUGUUGAUAGGCAUCGUUCAUUCCCUUCUAUUGCACACACUUGUUUGAGAUGGUGCAGAGGUGGGUGGCACUGUGGCUGCCUUGCACAGAGGCCCCCAGGCAGGCCCUGGGGUUUAACUAGGUGGACAGGAGGUCAUGCGGAGCGAGCUGCCAGAGACCGGGACAGUAAGGGUUGCAUGUCAGGGAAAUGCAGGUGCCGAGUGCUGUAUAGACACUGCAGAGAAACAUGGGUGCUGUGUCUCAUUCCUGUUUGUGCUCCUCUCUCCACCUGCUGCAGGCCCCCUUAUGCCUCACUGUGCCCACACCUAUGCCAGGUGCUCAGAGAUGCCUGUCCACCUGGGCAAGCAAAUGGUUCCUCCAUGGCCACAGGUGACCUAGGAGUUAGAUUAAACCCUUUCUCUGCUUAUCCCUGUGUGAGGCCCUUGGGAGCCCCUGGAUGAACAAGGCCUCAGACGUGGGUGUUGGUGGGGUUGUGUGGGCUCCUGGCAGCAGGUCUGGCUGGUCCUCACUCUUGCAGGUUCCAAUGGCAGUGGUGUUGUUGGCGGCUCACUCAGUGUCCCCAGGCCCUUGCAGGCCAGCCCAGAGGGCUGGGAGCAUAAGCCACCUUCCCAUUUCAGGACAGCACGAAGCUGACUUUGGUUCUGGGCAUGGUGGACUCUCGUCCCCGCCUCCCCCAACCUGUGAGGACCAGCCCCUUGCAGUACAUGGGACAGCCCCCGGCAGACUGAGGCUGGGGAGGAGGAAGCAGUAGGCUGGCCCUGGACCAAGGGGAUGCCUUCUGCCUCCUGUGACCCAGGCUAGGCUCUAGACAGGCCUCCACCAGGCCCAGGGAAAGCAGCCCCAGGAGGAGUGGCCCUCCAGCCACAGGCACGAAGGAGCCAGCCCUGCGAGGCAGGGCCCCCAUCGACAAGGCACACCUGUAGCCUCGCUGUGAGGAAGUGCUGCGUCUCACCCCCCCACCCCCCAGCUU